UUUGAGGACCCGCUGUAUAUUUCAACGGCCCAUCCGCGGUCCCACUAGGUUGUCGUCUUUUGGAAAAUAUCAUAACAAUCUAUUUCCCCGACAAUAUGUGGUUCGAAAUCUUACCUGGUGCCGUGAUCAUCACCACGCUCCUGUCGGUGCCCAUAUACGCCAUGUACGGCCUGGACAAGCUGACCAUCGGCAAUGCUUUCCGGCGCAACAUGGACGAGCGUUUCAGCCGAGUGAUGUACCAGCGCGACUUCCGACUAACCGACAAUCCCUACAAAAUGAACGGACUUGAACAAAUUCCCGAUGAAGAGGAGAAGAAGGAUCAGAAGGACCCCAAUGAGGAUUACGAUGUGGGCGAUGAUCCCGCGCUGUUGAAGAAGAGGCAAAAAGAGCGCAAGUUGAAGGAAAAACAGCUGAAGGAGGAGGAAAAACAGAGGGAGAAACAGAGGAAGGACGAGGAAAAGCUCAUGGAAAAACAGCUGAAGGAAGAGGAAAAGCAGAAGAAGAACUAGUAGGAAUAAAAACAAACAU
Molecule: messenger RNA, 528 nt
Organism: Drosophila subpulchrella
Lineage: Eukaryota; Metazoa; Arthropoda; Insecta; Diptera; Drosophilidae
Gene: ND-MWFE
Product: nucleoporin GLE1
Exons: 3
Coding region: 96-509 (137 amino acids)
Source: RefSeq, a predicted model, not a curated record